AGUCUCAGUUGUAGAACUAGUCCUGUGUAUGAUUCUCCUGUAUUGAAACUGACGUUGUUAUUUCUUUGCCAGUGUUCUCCGAGAGCAACGCAUACUGCUAUUGGCCAAGAAGGAAAAUUGCCACUUCCUUACUAGAUUAUUCGCCUCUUUCUCUACGGAACAUUAUAUCUGCCUGGCUAUGGAGUUUGUAGAAGGGGGAGACUUGGCAUCCCAUUUGGUCAGAAACGGAAUGUCACAGGAGAGAACUAGAUUUUAUUCCGCCUGUAUUGUACUUGGGCUGCAGUUUUUGCAUGAUCGGAACAUCACCCAUAGGGAUUUAAAACUAGAAAAUGUAUUACUGGAUAGAGAUGGAUACGCCAAAAUUACUGACUUUGGCAUUAGCAAAGAAGGAAUGAGUUUUACAGACAGAAGCCAAACUCAAUGUGGAACUUUGCCGUAUAUGGCCCCGGAAAUGUUUACACAGUUUCCCUACACAAGAUCAGUGGACUGGUGGGGAUUGGGAGUGUGCAUUUAUUUAAUGCGCCUCAGUCAGAUACCGUUUACAGGAGAUGACGCUGAUGAAAUUAUUCAUAAAAUUGUCUACGAAGAGCCGAUAUAUCCGCCAUCCCUAACCCCGGAAAUCUACAAAAUAAUAACACAACUAUUGACCAAAACCCCAUAUCGUCGCCUUGGGUCUGACAAAAAUGGUGCUGAGGAUGUAAAGAAAAGUGAUUUCUUUGAGGGAUUAGACUGGGAGGCUUUACAGAAAAAAGAAGUCCAGCCUCCAUUUGUUCCUAAUAUAAAAGUUCCAGAGAUCUGCACUGAAGGAAUUGCAUUGGAACCACCAGAUAUUACAUUACCGCUGUUAAAUGAAACCAAAAUGGCCUUAAAGGAAUUAGAUUAUCCAGUAUGUUCAGAAUCAUCAGAAACGGAAACCUGAAAAAGUAUACCUACGGAAAAUGGCAUAAAAGGAAGACGGGUCUAAGAGAUGGAUAGAAAAACAGAGCCAGAGUGAUGUUCAUGAAUUAUUCCAGUUAAGGACGGACAACUUAUGAAGAACAUCAAAGGACUUUUACUUGCACCUGGCUAAUUCAUUGAAAGGAGCGAAGACCAAUCUACAAAUACCAAAUAAAAAUGGACAUCUCACGUCCAAUUUAAAAUACAUUUGUUUAAAAGAGUAUUAUUUGUUUGCACGAUGUUCCUUAUCUUUACGCCAUGGCAUUUCUCGCA
Xenopus laevis (African clawed frog) is the source of this 1209-nucleotide messenger RNA. RefSeq names its product serine/threonine-protein kinase N1-like. The record is from RefSeq and is a predicted model, not a curated record. The transcript is spliced from 7 exons. NCBI's taxonomy places the organism in Eukaryota, Metazoa, Chordata, Amphibia, Anura, Pipidae. The coding region runs from base 179 to 919 and encodes 246 amino acids.